Misgurnus anguillicaudatus (oriental weatherfish) is the source of this 1731-nucleotide messenger RNA. RefSeq lists its product as uncharacterized. NCBI's taxonomy places the organism in Eukaryota, Metazoa, Chordata, Actinopteri, Cypriniformes, Cobitidae. The record is from RefSeq and is a predicted model, not a curated record.
AAGGUGUGUUUGACUGACGCAGGAACAGAAAGUGACAUGAAGCUUAAGCUGACGCACAUGCAUUGUUUCGUUGUUUGCAUCAAAGAACUUUGAUGCAGAGGUGUGGUCUGCAGGUGCAAAUUCAGGUAGGGGAACCAGACAUGAAACUGCCACUGGGCAUCACGCUCGCACUUACGCUUCUGAUAUUUCAGAACUUACAACAAGUGUCCACUCAGAUUCCUGAAGAUUGGCUGAGAAUUAGCAAUACAUCAAGUGAAGAACAACCAACAGCUGCUGAACAAUCAGGAGAAAAUGAAUUAAGCAAUGUAGUUACAUAUGCCAUACCUCUAAACAGUGAGGAAAAUGAUGGAGAGUCAUAUGGCUCUAUGGUUUAUAAUGAACAGAAUCCCGCAGUGACAGAACCGAUGCCUCCAGCGACAGAAAUUAUGCCUGGUAGUGUCACAGAGGAUGGUAGUUCUCCAACACCACCUCUUAUGAUGGCAUAUAAUUCAAGCUCUGAAGUCUUAGAAGCAGAACACAAUGAAACAGAGACACAAGAGACACCAUCACAAACAACCCCAUCAGUACCAGACCAGACCAAUCAAAUUGAUCUUAAUGACACACAUCCUGAUCCAAAGCCAGACAAUGAAACAGAGACACCAUCACAAACAACCCCAUCAGUACCAGACCAGACCAAUCAAAUUGACCUUAAUAACACAAAUCCUGAUCUGAUGCCAGACAAUUCCACGGAGGACAGCAGUCAUGAAGAAACUGGAUCUGGAUACGUGCCCACAGAAGUGAGCCCAACCACCACAACGAAAGAUCCUGCAGAUCAAGAGGACGCGCAGAACACUACUACAGUGAUACCACCUGAAACACCAACAGAGGCAAUGACUCCACCUGCCGUCCCUGAGGACUGGACAACUGCUGCCCCAGAUACUGAGAAUGCAGACGCCAACCUGACUGGACCUUUUGACACCAGGGGUGAAUCACCAAAAGAAUUUUCAGGUGUAGAGAAUGAAGACAAUGUAGAGAAUAAGAAUGGAAAGGCAUGGGCUGUCAUUCUAGUCAUUGGGAUCAUUGUGGGGCUCAUUGCACUCACAGCCUUUAUCAUCCUAAACCGAAGGAACAACAGAGAUUUCUCUCACAGAAAACUGGAGGAAGAAAUGUCACCUGAUCCAGUUCUCAGACUGGACAACAGUGAGCCACUAGACUUUGGUUACUACAAUCCAGGACUACAAAUGGACAACAUCCAGAUGACCAACUUUCCACAUGGCCGUUUAAACUGAGAAGAAAUCUGUGAUGCCAAAAAGACACUUUAUUUAAUAUUAAAUUUAUGUGAAGACAGAAGGAUGUAAUAAAUGAAAUGUAAUUUUUGUAAGUGCUUUGCCAAAUGAAUUAAUAGGCAAUUUUACACAGCUAUACAAUUAAACCGUUCUGCUUUAGGUGAUGUCUUUUAACUAUCUCAAGAAACCAUAAACAAAGAAACCAAGAAAAUUUCUGUUAUGUUUGAAUUUCAAUGUACUGUAAAAUGUAGGCCUCUUAUUAUUUUCUUCUGAAUGUCUAGUUUACUUGACAUAUUGUUAUUUGUCAAAACCACACUUGGUUUUUGAAUGUAAAUAUUGCAAAAUGGUAGCCUAUGUCAUGACCACCAUUGUAACACACCACCUUUAUGCACACUGUGUUUGAAUGUAUGUACAAAAAACAAUAAUGUGAAGGAAUUGGAGAUAAACCUAUUUUUUGCUUCCCUUA